Messenger RNA from Paraphaeosphaeria sporulosa, 1127 nucleotides. RefSeq lists its product as uncharacterized. The transcript has a single exon. The record is from RefSeq and is a predicted model, not a curated record. Gene Ontology annotation, molecular function: acyltransferase activity, transferring groups other than amino-acyl groups. Lineage: Eukaryota; Fungi; Ascomycota; Dothideomycetes; Pleosporales; Didymosphaeriaceae. The coding region runs from base 342 to 1046 and encodes 234 amino acids.
AGAAACCUCUUGUUUGUCCCGCUUUCGCAACGCGCUAGGAAGCCACGCGACACGCUCUCGCGUCUUCACGUGCCCCGGUUGCGUAUUUCGUAUUCCCAAUACCGUGCUGCAACGCACUCCUAAGGCUAGCCCGGCUGCAGACUCGACGAUCGCAUCGAUUGAUCAAGUAACUGAGCGGUGUGACAUUGCGCAGUCAGCCGAACUUCCUCAAUGAGACGCAUGAGUCAAAGCAUGAGUCAAUGAAAACAAAUCGUUAUAAAACAUAGAAAAUAAGAUUUUGAGAAGAGUAACAACUACAGUCAAAAGAACGGAGCCGUCACUAAGCUAUUCAAACCACAAAAAUGAGUCCGCAAACCAAAGAAGUCCUCGAAACAGAGCGCCUUCGCCUCAUCCGCAUCUCAGACACAUCCCUUGACGGCGACCACGUAAAAUGGUUCCACACAACGUGGUCCGACCCCGUCGCAACGAGCUGGAGCCUCCACGGCAAGACCAACACCGUCGAGGAAUCGCAGGCCUGGUUCACAGAGCAUCUCGAGAAAUUCGACACGAUACUCUACAUGGUCUUCGUGCGCUUCUCCGCUGACGGCGCGGAACUCCCGUUCCCCGGCGAAGUCAUCGGCAACGUGGGUCUCCGCACACAAGCUGACGGCGCAUCGCUGCCCCCUUUUUCUCGCGCGUGUGCGGCGCCUGUGUCGGAUCAGGCGCCCACCGAUCCGUCCAAGCCACCUCUCUCCGACCUUGAGGUGGAAAAGCCACUCAAUCUCCGCUCGAUAGGAUACUCGUUCCUGCAGAAAGCGUGGGGGAAGGGCUAUGCGACGGAGGCGGCGCGGGCGGUGUUGGAGGCGUAUCGGGAGGGGACGAGGGAGGUGCGAGAGAAGGGGGAUGAGGUGUACUAUGUAGAGGCUAUAUGGGGAGAUGGGAAUCCGGCGAGUGGGAGGGUGCUGGGGAAGUUGGGCUUCAGAGAGAUUGGGUAUAGAAAGGAGGAGAAGGUGUGGUUGGCGGGGGAUUGGAGAUCAGGGUAUUAUGUUAGUGGGUGGUAUGUCUGAGGGGACGCGGUGGGAAUCGAGAGAGGUACAGUUGACGAAGGCAAGAAGAUGGAGACGGGGUACUCGUUCUACGCUUAUAGU